Messenger RNA from Paramecium octaurelia, 1561 nucleotides. The record is from the annotation of a GenBank genome assembly. NCBI's taxonomy places the organism in Eukaryota, Ciliophora, Oligohymenophorea, Peniculida, Parameciidae.
AUGAAUAUCGGACCUCGCAGAAAUAUUAAGGAAAUGCUCCCAAUCCACCAAAACUUCAUUGAACCUCAUAACUACUAACCAUUAUUCAAAAGUCCUGUGAGCACUCGUUCAAGGUAGCAGAGACCAUCCAAAUUACCUUCAUUCAAAAUGCCUAGUGGAUAAUAGGUGUCAAUUGCUGUAUCGCCACCCGUAUCUCCUUAAUGGAGGACUCGCAAUAUGAGUCGUGCAGAAUCAAGAAUGUUCAAUGUAAGUCCUCCUCAAGUACCUUAAAGUCCAAAAUACGUGAUCUAGAUGUCAAUCUUUAAUGAAAAUUUAUUAGUGAGUUUAUGUAACUUAGUUAGUAAAAAGCAUUACAGAGAAAGAACAAUGAAACUGGGAUUAAAAAAUAACUUGUGUAAACGCCUGAGAAAAUGCUACAUUAGCAAUCCUUAAUUAGAGAAGAUCUAAAUAAAGGCAGUUUUAAAUUCUUAUUUGUACUCGGAAAAGGAGGAUUUGGAAAAGUGUGGAGAGUAGAACUCUGUAAAACUAGAAAGUAAUAUGCAAUGAAAGAGAUGAGUAAGGCAAGGUAUUUCAUAAUAUAUUAUUGAGAAUCUUAUCAAAAAAGUCUGUCCAUUCAGUCAUGAAUGAAAAGAUCCUCCUUAGUAAACUUAGACAUUCCUUUAUUGCCAAUAUUCAUUUUGCAUUUUAAGAUCGCGAUCACCUUCAUUUGGUGAUGGAUUUAUUAACUGGAGGUGAUUUAAGGUAUCAUAUAGGAGUGAAUCGCCGUUUUACAGAAUGGCAAACAAGUACAAAAUUAGAUAAAUUUAGAAUUCGUCAUAGCGUGUUUAUUAUUGAGUUUAGAGUAUCUGCAAAACAAUAACAUUAUACAUAGAGAUAUUAAACCUGAGAAUGUAGUAUUCGACAAGAAGGGGUAUCCAAGAUUAACAGAUUUUGGCAUAGCAAGAGUAUUGAAGCCAGAGAACAGUUAAGAAACAAGUGGCACUCCAGGAUAUAUGGGUUAGUAAUUAUUUUAAGUUAGACAGCCCCAGAAGUAAUGUGUAGACAGAAUCAUGGAAUAGGAGUUGACCAUUUCGCUUUGGGAGUUAUGAUCCACGAAUUCAUGCUUGGAAAAAGACCUUACAUAGGGAGAUCUCGAAAGGAAAUCAAAGAAAUGAUGUUAACUAAGUAAGUGAAUAUCAAAAGGUAGGAUGGUUGGAGUAGUGAGAGUGCAGAUAUUUGCAAUUAAGUAAAUAGAAUUAGUUAAGAGUAGUUAUUAUAGAGAAAGCAAUAAUACAGAUUGGGGUUUGAUGGGGUUUAAUCCAUUAAGAAGCAUCCUUGGUUUUAGCAUAUUAACUGGUAGAGUCUGAUUGAUAAGACCAUGCCUUCUCCUUUUAGUGAACUGGCCUCUUCUGAAGAUAAGGACUUUAAAAGGUAGAUUUCUUCGGACCAUGACUCCGAGGACUCUCUGAUCUAGGAGAAUGCGGGUGCUUUGAGGAGGGAUUCUAUUCAAGAUAUGUUCAAGGAUUAUGAAUACAAUGAUCAUGGAGUGACUGGGAGCACUAAUUCGACUCAAAUUUAAUGA